UAGAAAUCACGCUCUAACGGUUUUCCAUAUCCCGAGUAAUUCGCAGCCAAUUCCACCUUUGCCAUCUAAACACUAUUAUCUGUAAGUCGACUACUUUUUAUGAGAGCUUCCACCGCCAACCGAAAAUCGCACGAAAAAAGUCGAUGACGGAACCAACGUUCCGUCACUCUACACAGUCCCCCUUUCCUAAACAAUACGACCACAGCCCAGAGGGAAGUCAUAAAGGGUUCAUGACCGAUAAGGAUGGCUUUUCGUCAUCCUUUAUGGAGACCGUAGCAGGAUUCACGGCAGGGAUUGUUUCUACACUAUGUCUGCAUCCCUUAGAUUUGAUCAAAACCCGAUUACAAGUUGACCGAUCCUCAUCCUCUCGAGUGGGUGGUUCGCUUCGUGUCGUCCGCAGCAUAUUUCAGGAUGAAGGCGGCAUCACGGCAUUCUACCGGGGUCUGACGCCCAAUAUCAUUGGCAACUCCACCAGCUGGGCGCUUUAUUUCCUGUGUUACGGUAAUAUCAAGACUGCGAUGCGGACUUGGCGCAGCUCUCGGGAGGGAGAGCUCGCAUCCUCCGAUUAUUUUCUUGCCUCAGGGGCCGCAGGUAUGCUGACGUCUAUAUUGACAAACCCUAUCUGGGUCAUUAAGACACGGAUGUUAUCAACUAGCUCUAGUACACCUGGAGCGUAUGCGUCAUUCACUACUGGUGCAUCGCAAAUAUAUCACUCAGAGGGUAUUUCAGGUUUCUAUCGAGGUCUUCUUCCAGCUCUUUUUGGGGUUAGCCACGGUGCGCUUCAGUUCAUGGCUUACGAAAAUUUGAAAUUGCAUCGGAUCAAGAUGACCUCCGCAUUGGCUUCUGAAGAUGGUCAAGUGGGAUCAGGGCAGGUGCGGCGACGAGGACUCGGCAACCUGGAUUUCUUUAUCAUCUCUAGUCUCUCGAAGAUAUUCGCCGGGUGUGUCACAUAUCCAUACCAAGUAUUGCGGUCCCGAUUGCAAACUUAUGAUGCUCAUCUUAUGUAUCGGGGUAUUCAAGAUGCGAUUGUGCAGAUCUGGGUCAAGGAGGGCGUGGCCGGUUUCUACAAGGGUCUGGGGCCAAAUAUAUUGCGUGUGUUGCCAAGUACAUGGGUCACCUUUUUGGUGUAUGAGAAUACUCGAGCAUAUUUACCCGAUCUGAUUUCACGCGCCUAGAGCGCUUUUUGUCUUCACAAAAUAAUUUAACCUGUAUUCAUGAGACUCGGCCCUAUAAAAGAUCCUAGAUCUGUCCGCUCGUUUCAAGCCAAUGCAUGUAGUGUCAACUAUACUGUUGGCCUGCACUUUCAGGUCGAUACAUGCCAAGUGCUCGUGCAUAUGCU
This is a messenger RNA of Aspergillus alliaceus, 1339 nucleotides long. RefSeq names its product putative mitochondrial folate carrier protein Flx1. The record is from RefSeq and is a predicted model, not a curated record. Gene Ontology annotation, cellular component: mitochondrion. The coding region runs from base 144 to 1175 and encodes 343 amino acids. Lineage: Eukaryota; Fungi; Ascomycota; Eurotiomycetes; Eurotiales; Aspergillaceae. Gene Ontology annotation, molecular function: folic acid transmembrane transporter activity; FAD transmembrane transporter activity. The transcript has 3 exons. Gene Ontology annotation, biological process: folate import into mitochondrion; nucleotide transport.